AUGUCGAGAAGCUGUGCUGUAUGCAGUAAGCACGGAGAUAGCCUGAAGAUUUGCGGGCAGUGCAAAGAUCGCUGCUACUGCAGUGCUGAGUGUCAGCGCUUGGAUUGGAAGAGCCACAAGAUCUCGUGCCAGCAAAAGACGUGCGACGCACCUGCACCUAAAAAAAGCAUAAGCGUUGAUGUGGAUUUUUUCGCUGGAGAUGAUUUUUGCGGAUGUGUUUCGAUUGCUGGGAAGGGUGUCGGCGUGGUUGCGAAAGCCUUCAUCCCAGCAGGACAGGUCAUUGUGCAAGACCAGCACAUCUUGCGCAUUGAUGGAAAGGAGCUUGGCCUGUCCGACCUUUGGUCGCAGUCUAACAAGCCCGCGGAUGUAUAUGAUGGAAAGCACGCGCUAAUCAGGAAGAAGUUUGAGCAGCUGUCCGAGGUCGAUCAAGCCAAGGUGCUCUCUCUUGAGGACAUGCAGACCAACAACAAGCUCGCGCGCGCAAUUGUGGACCGGCUCUAUGCAGAUGGCAGAAUCAACUCAUCCUGGGAAAAGCUCUACACGCUUUCGUCAGUGCCUUCAACUCCUGUUCCCGAAGUGCAGGAUGCCGGAUACAAGAGUCCAGAAGGAGUCUUCAAGACAAACUGUCUACCAGUGGGAGAUUCAAAUUCCCUUGGCUUGUAUCUGCGGAUCAGCAAAUUUAACAACAGCUGCUGCCCCAAUGCUGGGUACCGUUGGAAUCACGAUGUGCAGGGUCAAGUCGUGCAAGCGAUGCGCGAUAUCCAAGCCGGUGAGGAGAUUUGUGUCACAUACUUCCAUGCAAACUUUAUGACUUCAACUGUGCGGCAGAAGCACACUCUGAUGGGAUGGGGAUUCAAAUGUCAAUGCGAAGCUUGUGAGCAUUGUGACCGCAGUAAGCUGAAAGAGGUACAGGAUUUGGUGCGAUCACUGGAUGACGGCCAGAUGUCGGAUGAGGAUCUGACCGCGCUGAUCGGCGCCGACAAAAUGGGAUUGAUUCAGGCCGCUGUGGCCUCAGAUGACCGCAGGCAAAGCUUGGAAAAGCUCAAUGCUCAACUUAACAGAGCAUCAUCGUUGUCCAUGGUGAAGCGACUUGUGAAAUAA
Molecule: messenger RNA, 1101 nt
Organism: Symbiodinium pilosum
Lineage: Eukaryota; Dinophyceae; Suessiales; Symbiodiniaceae
Source: the annotation of a GenBank genome assembly